This is a messenger RNA of Polyodon spathula (Mississippi paddlefish), 2257 nucleotides long. Its product is annotated as DNA polymerase delta subunit 2-like. Gene Ontology annotation, cellular component: delta DNA polymerase complex. Gene Ontology annotation, molecular function: DNA binding. The transcript is spliced from 7 exons. Gene Ontology annotation, biological process: DNA replication; DNA strand elongation involved in DNA replication. Lineage: Eukaryota; Metazoa; Chordata; Actinopteri; Acipenseriformes; Polyodontidae. The record is from RefSeq and is a predicted model, not a curated record. Bases 499 to 1395 code for a protein of 298 amino acids.
GUAGGAAACCAGUAUCCCCUUUAAGUCCAGGAAUUUCAUACGGUUAAUAAAAUCACUGUACGGUCUGUAGCUAGAAAUGGGCACUACCAGUACAUCACACAGAGAAAAUGUACUGACGCAGAACACAAAAACACAUUCCCAAAAGCUGUCUCUGGUCUCUUUGGAUUAAAGGAAUUUAGAAUAAAACUAAUUUUUCAGCCUGUAAAAAAAGAAAAAAACCCAAAGAUGGUUAUGUAUAGAAAAAAAAAAACAAAGAUGGUUAUGUAUAGAGUCAGCAAAAGAUCUUCUGUUUUCAAAAGGCUAUUCUGUGUCAUUUCAGCGAAUCUUAGGUGAGUAAAGGCUGCAUUGUAAAUCAUUCUUAAACAUAACUUUCCCGGCUCCACGUGUUACAAAACUGUACAUGUAAAAGUUAACCCCAGCCUAUGUUCCUGACCAGCCUCCCCUCCUUUAGGAAGUGUGAUUGCUAUUUACGGAGCUGAGAAGAACGAUGGGAAGUUCAUGGUGGAGGAAUACUGCACAGCCGAGCUGCCCCCGCAGCCCCCCCGGAGAGGCCCACAUGCUGACAGGUUCGUGCUCCUGGCCUCUGGUCUGGGUUUGGGGGGUGGCAAUGCGGACUGCCUCCUGGCUCUGCAGCUGCUGGUGGACAUGGUGACGGGACAGCUGGGGGACGAGGGUGAGCAGAGUGGGGUGGCCCAAAUCUCCAGGGUGCUGCUGGCUGGGAAUCUGCUGAGUCAGAGCACACAGGGCAAGGACUCCGUCAACAAGGCUAAGUACCUGACCAAGAAGACGCAGGCCGGUAGUGUGGAGGCUAUUCGGAUGCUGGACGAGAUUCUGGUGCAGCUGGCGGCCUCUGUUCCAGUGGACCUCAUGCCUGGGGAGUUUGACCCCACUAACUACACCCUGCCCCAGCAGCCUCUACACCAGUGCAUGUUCCCACUAUCCUCUGCAUACCCCACCCUGCAGCUGGUCAGCAACCCAUUCCAGGCAGACAUUGACGGGCUCCGGUUCCUGGGGACGUCGGGACAGAAUGUGAGCGAUAUCUACAAGUACAGCGGGCAGGAGGACUACAUUGAGAUCCUGGAGAGCACCCUGAGACUGAGCCACUUGUCCCCCACUGCUCCAGACACACUGGGCUGCUACCCAUUCUACGAGCGCGACCCGUUCAUUCUGGAGGAGUGUCCUCAUGUCUACUUCUGUGGCAACGCACCGGCCUUCCAGUCCAAACGAGUCACAGGUGCUGAGGGCCAAGAUGUCCUCCUUGUCGCUAUCCCAGAGUUCAGCUCGACACAGACUGCCUGCCUGGUAAACCUGCACAACCUGGAGUGCCAGCCAAUCAGCUUCUCAGCUUUCUCAGCCGAGGCGGAGGAAGAGAGCGAGAUGGAUGUCAGCCACUGAGCACAAGCUUAGCCGCUGAAGAGAGCAGCUCAGCCUGGGGAUGUAAGACCAAGGCCAGGCCCAGUGACUGUUUAAUUGUUGAUUGCAUUACCUUUUUUUUUAUUAUAUUUCUUCUGGAUUGAAAUAUGCACUCCAUUUUUUUACCCUCAAGAAUAAACAAAGGUAUGGCAACCCCUCCCAGUAACUGACCUCUACAGUGAAUACAAGCAGCCCACACUUCCUUUCCCUUAUUGCUAAGAAUAAAAUCCCAUAACGUGUGAAAUAUGAAGUGAGCUCUAAUACAUGUGGAUGAUACUUACUGGAAUUAUUGUAUUAGCUUUAUGUCCUUUCGAAACACCUCUCUUCCACCACUAACAAGGAAGAGUUUCCAUUGCAACCUUAUAACUCUCUCAUGCAGCCACCAUAAGCUGUACCCUUGCAGUUUAUCUAAGAAGCCUUUCUUAAUGGAAACCACUGGUAGAGAUAUAGAUAGCAGUUGGUAUUGUUGUCAUUCCACCCUGCCACCCCCCCAUACCCCAGAAACGUACUCCAAUGACUCUGCACAUUUAUAUAUGCCAGUCCCUGCAUCGUGAACUGGCAUCGUUGGGAAGCAAGUACAUUAUUCCAGUUUAUUAGCAAAGGAUCAGACUCUUGUGUUUAACAAUCACUAUUUUAAGAAGCAUGUUGUGCUUCGACUGGACUUGAACUUGCAUUGACAUGCUUUGAACUCGAAAUUGUGACUGAUAACUACUCUGGGGCCACAAAGACAGACUCUGAUUCAUUUUGAAAGAAGAGCUAUAUACCCUUCCUAUGUCCCUCCUUGAUUUACUGCAUCUGUGUUUGUUUUACUGAAGACGCUUGUAAAUAAACGAAGAUCUUGUCA